ACCGUCUCGGCGCCGAACGAUGAGCCGUCGAGCGAGUGCUACUGGCUGUGUGUGUAAAGUGCACAAAUCACUCCCCGGACCCUCCCGAGUGUUUUGCACGAUGAGAUGAUGAAGCCGAAAGGCGCAAAUCAUUGAAGCGCAGGCGAACGGACGGGCGCGGGGCGUAUGCAAAUGAGCGCGUGUCACCGCGCGGGAGGAAAGCGGACCAAAACGAGAGAGCCGAGCGUCGCCUUUAAGGAGACUGUUUUUGGAUGUUGUUGGGGUAGCGGCGGCAGCGGUGGUGGUGCUGGUGGCGGCAGUGGUGGCGGCGGUGGCGGCGGCGGCGGUGGUGGCAGCGGCAGCGGCGGCGGCGGCGGCUCCCACACGCAGCGGCUCUGCUGUAAACACCGCUGACGUCGCGCGACGCUGCGCGCUCCACACGGUUAAAAGCGGCAGGUCGUCGUAGAGGAGGAUCGCGCAGAGCAGGAGUCUCCUCCGCCUUCCACCAGGCUCACAUGCCAUCAUAACAACAACAACAAAGAAGACACAGCAGAUCAUCCAGCUCGUCCGCGGUGCGAUGGCACGGAAAACGGAGAUCCCCUCCUCCUCUUACUACGGUGAACCGCGGAAGUUUGACCCGACCUUCCGAGGGCCCGUCCACAACAGGAGCUGCACCGACGUGCUGUGCUGCGUGGCCUUUGUCAUCGUCAUCCUGGGCUACAUCGCACUCGGGACCGUGGCCUGGAUCCAUGGGGACCCCAGGAAGGUGGUCUACCCCACAGACAGCUAUGGCCAGUUCUGCGGCCAGAAGGGCACCAACAAUGCAAAGAAAGCCAUAUUAUUUUACUUCAACAUACUGAAAUGUGCCAGUCCUUCAGUCCUCAUAAACCUCCAGUGCCCAACUACUCAGCUGUGUGUUCCCAAGUGCCCGGACAGGUUUGCCACCUACUCCGAAAUGCAGUAUCACCACAGGUCCAACAAGAGCUACUGGGAAUACUACAGGCAGUUCUGCAAGCCAGGCUUUGACAAUCCCAAUAAGGCGGUUUCACAGGUCCUGCGAGAUGAGGACUGUCCCUCAAUGAUAGUGCCAAGCAGGCCCUUCCUUCAGCGGUGCUUCCCCGACUUCAUCACCAGGAACGGGACGCUGACCGUCGCCAACAGAACUGCCUUCAAAGACGUGCUGGGCGAAACGAGGAGCGUCACCGAGCUCAGAGACGCCGCCAAUGGCAUCACCAGCCUGCUGGAUGCCAAGGAGGUGGGCAUGAAGAUCUUUGAGGACUACGCCAGCUCCUGGUACUGGAUCCUGAUAGGUCUGCUGGUGGCCAUGGUGGUCAGUUUGAUCUUCAUCCUGCUGCUGCGUUUCACCGCCGGCUUCCUGCUCUGGUUCAUUAUCUUCGCGGUCAUUGCCUUGGUGGCCUAUGGAAUCUGGCACUGUUACGAGGAGUUCGUCGCCCUGAAGGAGAAGCCCAGUGCCGACGUGACCAUCUCCGACAUCGGCUUCCAGACGGACUUCCACGUUUACCUGCAGCUCAGUCAGACUUGGCUCGUCUUCAUGAUCUCCCUGUCUGUCACCGAAGCUGUCAUCAUACUGAUGCUGAUAUUCCUGAGGAACAGGGUCCGCAUUGCCAUCGCGCUCCUCAAGGAGGGUAGCAAGGCCAUCGGCUACAUCAUGUCUACUCUCUUCUACCCCAUCGUCACCUUCUUGCUCCUGGCCGUCUCUAUUUCCUACUGGGCCGUCACCGCUGUCUUCUUAGCAUCCUCUGGAGAUGCCAUCUACAAAGUGAUGCCUUCACAGCCAAACUGCAUGUACGCCAAUCUGACCUGCAACCCAGAGACAUUCAACAAGAGCAAUAUCACAAAGGUGUGUCCGGGCUCCCAGUGUAUGUUCGCCUUCUACGGGGGAGAGAGUCCGUACCAUCGCUACAUCUUCAUCCUGCAGCUGUGCAACCUGCUCGUCUUCCUAUGGCUGGUGAACUUCACCAUCGCCCUGGGACAGUGCACACUGGCCGGGGCCUUUGCUUCCUACUACUGGGCUCUCAAGAAGCCCGCGGACAUCCCACCCUGCCCCCUGUUCUCCUCUUUCAGCAGGGCCAUACGGUAUCAUACAGGCUCCCUGGCGUUCGGCUCCUUGAUCCUCGCCGUCGUUCAGCUCAUCCGAAUCGUUCUCGAGUACUUGGACCAUAAGCUGAAAGGCGCUCAGAACACAUUUGCACGCUUCCUGCUCUGCUGCCUCAAGUGCUGUUUCUGGUGCCUGGAGCGUGUCAUCAAGUUCAUGAACAGGAACGCCUACAUCAUGAUCGCAAUAUAUGGAAAAAACUUCUGCACAUCAGCCAGGGAGGCCUUCUUCCUGCUCAUGAGAAACGUGGUGAGGGUGGCUGUGCUGGACAAGGUGACCGAUUUCCUGCUCUUCUUGGGGAAGGUGCUCAUUGCAGGAAGUGUAGGUGCUCUUGCCUUUCUCUUCUUCACUCACAAGAUACCAGUCAUUCAAGAAGAGGUGCCAUCACUGAAUUACUACUGGGUGCCGCUGCUGACGGUGACUCUGGGCUCCUACCUGAUUGCGCACGGCUUCUUCAGCGUGUAUGCAAUGUGCGUGGACACACUCUUCCUCUGUUUCUGUGAAGACUUGGAGAGGAACGAUGGGACACCUGGAAAGCCUUUCCUCAUGUCCCCGGGCUUGCACAGAAUCCUGGGAAAAGGCGAUCAGAGUCCUAAAAAGUCCAAGGGCUAGCAGGCCCAUGGAGAGCAGGAGUGGUCUAAGGCCGCUCAGAAUAGCUUUAUUUCUUUCUUCUCUUUAGCAUGCUUUAAAGUAACUUGUGGCUGAACCCUGUCUAUGCUGUUCAUGGGCUGGGAAUGUCGCUGAGUGCGAAGUAGUAAAGGCCCGGCUGAAAUGGACCCUCUUACCACGGGACAACGAGAGGCUCUAUUCAUUUCUUACCUGACAGGUGUCAACGCUCGCCUUUGAGUACUAACAGCAUCACGGGCAGGCGUCUUGCUUCUACUGUUUCCUGCAGCCUUGCCUUGAGACAGGUUCACAACAGCAUGUCGCUGUAUCUCAAUGCAAGAACUCACCUGUUUGAUACAUACAGUCAGGGCGGCGGUGUUAGCGGAUGCUAACAGUGGCACCUCCGACUACGGAAGCGGUCGAGGGCAUCGUUUCCCCAAGCCAACCCUCUGCAUUCUGCAGGCCGGCCUCAAGGCCCCCGGCUUUUUUUUGUCAUCCUUGGGACUAAAUAAAACAGAUUAUAUUUAAUCAACCUCCAGGCCACAACACAUAUGAUCAGUGUAACCAAUAACAUAAGUACAUAUGACAGCCCCCGUGCACCAAUUUGGGUUCUGAGGUUGUAGUUCCAGAUGCGAUUACAGUGCACGAGCGCUUAAGUACCAUUCCAACAUGGUCCCGCCCAGUCUGCUCUUUUUCUCUUCCAUGAAGUUCAUAGCAUCAGUUCAGAAUGUGACGCUUAAAACGUGUUUACAUUUGUACUUUUCAGUGCUUCACAUAAGGGCUUUACAGAGGAUUAUAAAACUGCAGCUUUUAUGUUCAUAACCUGCAACCAUUAACAGUCCAGCACAUGCAAAUCCAGUGUUAGGUGUAUGAUGUUGCCCCCUGUACUGAACAUCACCAUGUUGGCCAGUUUUUGGGGCAUGUGCUGGAUGGAUUUUUUUGACCACCUGUGCACAUUCGGCCUGCAAAAACAACUUGGCAUGAUGACCCCCCCCUCAUAAGCCAUACCCUAUGUGCAGGUUUAGUUGAAGGCUAAAUCAAUGCACCCCCACACUUACAUCCAUUUAUUUUAUUUAAACUCUGGGACAUUUAUAGAACACAAACUAGCAUUAUCUGGUCAGGCUAUACUUGACAUCUAAUGAGAACUAGAGAAUUCCAACUCUUCCUAUACAGCAAAGGAUAAGAUCUGAAUAGAGCCCAUGAAGCUUCAGGAAAUCAAUUCUAAGAUGGGGGGAAAAAAAAAAACAAAAAAAAACUGCAGUUUCUAGUUAAUGUGCCUAGUGAACAACAAAAAAAAAAAAACAUGCUUUUAAUUAACACCGAACACCUUUUGAAAUACCGUUUAUAAAAGGAUGUCAAAGCCAUUUUUGGUAUUUUUUUUACUGGGUGGUAGUCAAGUGCUACUUUUUUUAUAACUACAUACUUGUUUUUUGUAACCUUAGGGAAGGGGUAUUUGUCUUUGUAAUGGGGAAUUUUUGUAAAAAUGUGAGAUCUUUUCUAAAUAAAUUAUGGCUUAAUUAUGGUCCUGUGUUACAAAUGAUUGUGGUACAAUUCAUUUCUGCCCAUGAAUAUCUGGAAUUAUUUCAUACAUGCCCUUUAUAUCUGAAAGUAAAAAUGGACGCUGAACUUGGGAAGCUCAUACCAUGUGUUUUAAAACAAAGUACCUGAAAUAUCACUCCACUACAAACCCUACUCAAAGUACUUUUCUGUCAGAACCCUAGUGUACUGUAGUAGUUAACUUCAGUAUUUUUGGUCACUUCAUGAAAAAUGUCUAUAUUUGGAAUUUAACCAUUAAAACAGAUUCUCAGCCCAGAUAAGUUUAUAGUUUACUGUUCAAUGGACUAAUAUAUUGUCUGGACACCUCUAUAUUGGCCAAUGAUGAAAUUAAAGC
Molecule: messenger RNA, 4592 nt
Organism: Scleropages formosus (Asian bonytongue)
Lineage: Eukaryota; Metazoa; Chordata; Actinopteri; Osteoglossiformes; Osteoglossidae
Product: choline transporter-like protein 5-A
Exons: 22
Coding region: 557-2707 (716 amino acids)
Biological process (GO): transmembrane transport
Cellular component (GO): membrane
Molecular function (GO): transmembrane transporter activity
Source: RefSeq, a predicted model, not a curated record